UUUCCAGAGCAUUUAAGGCCCCGCCGCAGAGUGUCUGGGAGGAGUCGAGGCCACGCCACAGCAGCAUGGGGGACAGCUUCAUCCGGCACAUCGCCCUCCUGGGCUUCGAGAAGCGCUUUGCCCCCAGCCAGCACUAUGUGUACAUGUUCCUGGUGAAGUGGCAGGACCUGUCGGAGAAGGUGGUGUACCGGAAGUUCACCGAGAUCUACGAGUUCCACAAAAUGCUAAAGGAAAUGUUCCCCAUCGAGGCGGGGGAAAUCAACCCGCAGAACAGGAUCAUCCCGCACCUCCCCGCCCCGCGCUGGUUCGACGGGCAGCGCGUCGCCGAGAGCCGCCAGGGGACGCUGUCCGAGUACUGCGCCGCGCUCAUGGCGCUGCCCCCCAAGAUCUCCCGCGGCCCGCACGUGCUGGGCUUCUUCAAGGUGCGGCCCGAAGACCUGCAGCUGCCCGGCGACAGCCCGGUGAGGAAGCCCGAGACCUACCUGGUGCCCAAGGACGGCAAGAGCAACGCGGCAGAUAUCACCGGGCCCAUCGUCCUGCAGAGCUACCGCGCUAUUGCCGACUACCAGAAGACCUCAGGCUCGGAGAUGGCUCUGGCCAUGGGCGACGUGGUGGACGUCGUGGAGAAGAGCCAGAGUGGCUGGUGGUUUUGCCAAAUGAAGGCAAAGCGUGGCUGGGUCCCUGCAUCCUUCUUGGAGCCCCUGGACAGUCCUGACGAGGCCGAGGACCCGGAGCCCAACUAUGCAGGUGAGCCCUAUGUCACCAUCAAAGCCUACACUGCCGUAGAGGAGGACGAGAUGUCCCUGUCCGAGGGUGAGGCCAUCGAGGUCAUUCAUAAGCUCCUGGACGGCUGGUGGGUGGUCAGGAAGCAGGACGUCACCGGCUACUUCCCGUCCAUGUACCUGCAGAAGGCAGGGCACGACGUGGCGCAAGCACAGCGCCAGAUCAAGGGCCGAGGCGCGCCGCCCCGCCGGUCGACCAUCCGCAACGCGAACAGCAUCCACCAGCGGACGCGGAAGCGCCUCACCCAGGACGCCUAUCGGCGCAACAGCGUGCGCUUCCUGCAGCAGCGGCGCGGCCAGGCGCGGCCAGGACCACAGAAGGAGAAUCCACAGAGCCAGCGAGCGAAGCCGAAGCCGCAACCAGCGGUGCCCCCGAGACCCAGCGCCGACCUCAUCCUGCACCGCUGCAGCGAGAGCACCAAGCGAAAGUUGGCGUCUGCCGUCUCUGUCUGAGGCUCGGGCACCGUCCUCAGAAAGAACCCCUGCCCGAUCCCUGUAUAUAGGCAGUCCCUGUAUAUAUGAGUGUAGAGCCUGCAGUCGAUGCCCUGGAACCCUCAGCCCACGACACCAUCAACCAUCCUCAAUAAAUGUUGCUUAUAGUGGACAGAGGCCCUGAUCAGGGUGGGCCGGGCUCUGUCACAGCGACCUCCCCAACUGGAAAUUGAACGAGAGGCUUCACACUGA
This is a messenger RNA of Chinchilla lanigera (long-tailed chinchilla), 1466 nucleotides long. RefSeq names its product neutrophil cytosolic factor 1 (gene Ncf1). NCBI's taxonomy places the organism in Eukaryota, Metazoa, Chordata, Mammalia, Rodentia, Chinchillidae. The transcript has 11 exons. Gene Ontology annotation, molecular function: superoxide-generating NADPH oxidase activator activity; protein binding; phosphatidylinositol binding. Gene Ontology annotation, biological process: respiratory burst; superoxide anion generation. The record is from RefSeq and is a predicted model, not a curated record. Bases 66 to 1235 code for a protein of 389 amino acids. Gene Ontology annotation, cellular component: NADPH oxidase complex; cytoplasm.